Molecule: messenger RNA, 528 nt
Organism: Symbiodinium necroappetens
Lineage: Eukaryota; Dinophyceae; Suessiales; Symbiodiniaceae
Source: the annotation of a GenBank genome assembly
AUGGCCAAUCGAGUGAAGCUUUGUUUGUGCUGUUUAUUGCUUCCGCUGGUGGUGCAGCAUGGAGGUCAGGUUCUGUCACCAUUGCCGGUGCGUGUUCUGCCGUAUGACCAGUGUGAGAGGCCAAUGGGAUCCAGGAUGGUGCACUUCGUUCGACAUGGCCAGGCAGAGCACAACGUGGCAUUGGCACAAGGAGGAUCUGGGCCACAACAUGUGGAUUCAAGGCUGACAAAAUGUGGCGAGGAACAGGCAGAGGGCAUUGCGCGGACACUGGAGAAAGAUGCCGAGUGGCCCGAUAUCGUCCUAACAUCGCCUUUGAGGCGCUGCUUGAGAACUGCCCUUCUGGCCUUCCGGCCGAAGAUUGGUUGUGUUCUGGCUCUCGAGGAACUGCGCGAGCUGGUUUCAGCAUCGGCACACAACUCGCGCCGCCCCAUUGAAGAGCUAAAGGCGGAGUUCCCUCAGGUAGAUUUCUCCCGCAUCUCGACGUCUCAUGAUGGAAUAUGGCACCAAGAUAUGGUUCGCGAGUCGAGG